AUGGCUGUUAGUCGUCCCAAGAAUAUUCUGAUUAUUGGAGGUGGCUCUUGCGGGUUGGUGACACUCCGAAAUUGUCUCGAAAGGGGUGAGUUCGACGAUGUUCAACUUGUCGAGCGGCGGGAUGAUAUAGGGGGGAUCUGGCAAGAUGAUCCUACAGUCCCAUAUGAUGAUGCAGGCGGGCAUCACACGGAUCGUCGGCCACCCCGCUGGACAUCCCCUGCGUAUCCCGGGAUGAUAGGCAAUGUACUCCCUGAAUUCUUGGCGUUCUCAGGACAACCUUUCCCACCUUCUCCGAGGCCCGACCAGCCGUUCCCUACUCUUCAGGAGACGCACGCAUAUCUGAGAGAUUUUGCACGUCCACUUCUAGAUCAGGGGAAGAUCCGGCUCAACCACGAGGUUGUAAGCGUUGAGGAGAUCGACCAGAGAGACGGGUUUGGAUGGAGAGUUGUUAUCAAAGACUGGAAGCAGGGUGGCAUAGAGAAAGAGGAACGACGGGAGGCGAUCGUUAUCUCGACCAUGUGGUUUGACAAUCCAUAUUUUCCUCGUGUUGAUGGAUUUGAUGCCAUUAAGGAGGCUGGGAGGGUUCGACACACCAUCUCUUGGGCAGGUCCGAAAGAUUACGAGGGCAAACGUAUCUUGGUUAUUGGAAAUGCCAACUCGGCAAACGAGAUGGCGGCCCAGCUCGCACCACUAGCCCAGCUUCCAGUGUAUCGUUCCACACGGCGGGUAUCCAUCUUUCCCUCAUUGCCAGAUGAGCGCAUAAAAGACGUUGGUCCAGUUGUGCGGUACGAAUAUCAUCCUUCAGAGACGGGGGACAAGGUCGUUGUCCACCUUGAGGAUGGGAUCAUUCCCAAGAUUGACUACGUUGUAUUCGGAACUGGGUAUUAUCCACACGUACCUUACCUUCGCGUGCUCGAAACCAAGCCGAUAUCUGUGUUCGGGGUCAAGAACCCCCCGAAUGAAGCAUUCAUACGCCAGCUAGUUCCUCUGACUGGUCAGGAAACCCAUCCUAUGUGGGUCCCCUCACUUUUUCGUCAAAUACUAUACUCGCACAAUCCCACUCUAGCCUUCAUUGGAGCCCUGAUAUCAUUCAUACCCUUCACAUUUUCAGAUCUCACUAGUACAUGGCUCGCUCUCGUCUGGUCAGGACAUAUCGAGAUACCGGAUACCAUCCAACGAAGGCUCCAGGACGAGCAAGACAGACUAAACGCGUUGGAAACUCUGCAGUCCCAGACGGACAACCCAUCUGACCUUGUCUCAUUCCAUUUCCUUGGUCAGUACGAGUUACCGUAUGCAAAGGUUGCAAGAGCAGAAGUCGUGCAGGCAAAUCCUCUUCUGGAAGACAUUUUGGUAAAAUGGGACGAUGAGCAGGAUAACCGACGCUUUGCGAUGUAUGCCGCUAAGCUAGAUAGCUUGUAUACCCUUGCCGAAAGAAGGAAGCCAGAGGUGGCAGAGUAA
Molecule: messenger RNA, 1458 nt
Organism: Pisolithus orientalis
Lineage: Eukaryota; Fungi; Basidiomycota; Agaricomycetes; Boletales; Pisolithaceae
Product: FAD/NAD(P)-binding domain-containing protein
Exons: 3
Coding region: 1-1458 (485 amino acids)
Molecular function (GO): NADP binding; N,N-dimethylaniline monooxygenase activity; flavin adenine dinucleotide binding
Source: RefSeq, a predicted model, not a curated record